CACAACUCUUAGCAUAAAUCGAACGCUCGAGACCGACCGAUGAUGAGCACUAAAGCUACACCCAUGAAUUGAGGAAGGAACACAAGAAGGAUUUGCAAAUCUUUCCAGGGGCAAGCGAUACUUCUUUCACAAUGCUCAUUCUCUCAAGGGCAAGCUAUAAACCCCUAUAUUGCGGAAGAACCCUAAAACAGGUCGCUUAGGGUAGCGCGAUCGAAAGCGAUAGAAACAGGAAUGUGGCACAGCCAAGAGGUAAGCGGCCGGUAUUCGAUGCCAAGGAAGCUCUCAGAAACUAUGAGAAAGCACGACAAGGUAAGCUAAGGCCAAGCGUGUCCAUCCUCGUCGCUGCUCUCAAGGCCUGCGCCGUAUCCAGGGAUUUACAAGCCGGAAAGAAGAUCCAUGCCGAGCUUCAAGGCGAUCAAAACGCCGGAGAAGAAAGUUCUCAGAGUUCUAGAGAUUUACCAGCGGAGAAAAAUAUCUCUUCCUUUUGGAGCUGCAAGAACCGCGAUGCCGCAGCCAGCAUUUGCGUAUCAAACAGCCUGGUGGAUAUGUACUCCAAGUGUGGAAGCUUGGUGGAGGCCAGGAAGAUCUUCGAGAGCAUGGUCCAUCGCAGCUUGGUCUCUUGGAACUCGAUCAUCAUGGGGUGUGUUGUUAACGGGGAAAGCUCGCAAGCUUUGGAUCUCUUCGCGCGCUUGCGAGAGGAGAAGAUCUUGUCGGCGGACUCUCGGACUUUCGUGGCGGCUCUCAAAGCCUGCUCGAGCUUGGCAGCUCAAGAACAGGGAUUCAAGAUCGAUGGACUUGGAGUUCUCGUCAAGGUUUCAAGCUUGGAUCGAGGAAGAGUUUUGCAUGAAGAGAUCACCAAGGCCGGGCUCGAGAGACACACUUUCGUCGCCAGCUCGCUCGUGGAUAUGUACAUCAAGUGUGGAAGCAUUGGCGAGGCCACGAAAGUUUUCGAGAAGAUGGAUAGCUCUCGAGACGAGGUGGUGUGGAACUCGAUGAUCCUGGGACUGGCGCAGAGCGGGCAGGGUGGAAGUGGGUUGGAGCUGUUUGAUCGCAUGCAAGAGGAGGGAUUCAUGCCGAGCUCACGGACUUUCGUCGCUGCUAUCAAGGCUUGCUCCAGCUUGAGUGAUCGUCGUGUGGAUUCUGUGAAGAAAAUCCAGGCUCAAGCGCGAAGAAGUGGCUGCGAGCUCGACUUGUUCGUCGGAAACUCGUUGCUUGACGCGUACGCGAAGUGUGGAUCGGUCCAAGAAGCUCGCGAGAUCUUCAAGAGGAUGGAAGUGAAGGACGAGGUGACUUGGAACUCGAUCAUCCAGGGGUUUGCAUCGAGCGGACAAGCAGCGCUGGCCCUCGAGAUCUUCUCUCGGAUGGAAAAAGAAGGAUCUAUCAAGCCAACUUCGCGAACUUAUGCCGGGGCCUUCACAGCUUGCUCGAGUUUGGAGGACGAUCAACGAGGACUGGAGGUUUACUCGCAGUUCCAGAGAGCUGCGAUCGAUCUGGACGCUUGCGUCGCGAGAGCUCUGAUAGAGAUGCUGGCCAAGUUUGGAAGAACAGUGGAAGCUCGCAGGAUCUUUGAGUCCGCCAUCGGGUCCUGCCGCGACGCAGCGAUUUGGAGCUCCAUGAUCAUCGGAUACUCGCAGUGCUGCGAGGGAGAGCUCGUGUUCCAGCUCCUCGUUCGCAUGAUCGACAAAGGCAUCGAUCCACAGCCUCCAGCUCUGAUCGCUGCUUUGAAUUGCUUCGCCAACGUCGCUGGGAAAGAAAGAGAGGCAGGUGGCGGCAAGAAAAUACCAUGGCUGGAGCGAGGGAGAGUUCUUCACAGCUUUGCUCGAGCAACGGCGAUGGAUAUGAACUUGGAGAACAGCCUCGUCAACUUUUACGCCAAGUGUGGAAGCAUGGAAGAAGCGAGCGUGGUUUUCCACGGGAUGAUCCGUCGCGACGUCGUCUCGUGGACUUCCAUGAUCUUGGGACACAUCCACAGGAAAGACGCGGAGAAAGCUCUGGAACUUUUCCAAGAGAUGGAAAACGAUGGUGGCCUUCUUCUCGACGCUCGAGCUUACGCCGCCGCUGUCACUGCUUGCUCAAGCCUCGCAAGAGAGGUCGAUCGAAGAAAACUUGCUUUGGAGCGAGGCUCGCGGAUUCACUCGCGAGCCAGGCAGCGAGGCGUCGACUCGGACGUGUUCUUGGAGAACACUCUGGUGGAUUUCUACGCAAAGUGUGGAACCAUGGUUGCUGCUCGGGGAGUUUUCGAGGAGAUUAGAGCCCGCAACGUCGUCUCCUGGAACGCUCUCAUCAUGGGAUACGCUCUAAACGGCCAUGGCGAAGAAGCUCUGGAUCUUUACGCUGGAAUGCUGAGAGAAAAGCUGGAGCCGGAUGCCGUGACUUUGAUCGCUGCGAUCAAAGCUUGCGUGUCCCUGGGAUCGUCGUCGAGAGAGGCUCGUUGGCUUGAACAGGGAAGGAUAUUUCACGGGAAAGUCUUGAGGAGUGAUGGUUUUCAGCUGAAAGCGUCGGUUACAAAUACGCUGCUCGACAUGUACGCGAAGUUCGCGAGGAUCCUUUCGGCGUGGCAGCUCUUCGACAGCAUCCCGCAGCAAACCAUCGUCUCCUGGAACUCGAUCAUCAUGGGAAGCUCGCAGUGCGGCCAGCCGGAGCGAGCUCUCGGCCUCUUCCAGCAGAUGAAGCUCGAGGGGUUCGUUCCGGACUCGAGAACUUUCAUCGCGGCUUUCACCGCUUGCGGCGUCCUUGGAGAGCAGGAAAGAAACAAGAUCGACGAUCAUCCAGGCGAGCGAACUAAAACUUUCUCAAUUGAAGAAGAGUUCUCCAACUUCUCGGGGAGAGCUUUUCUCUCGACAGGAGUUUCUCUUCACAGCGAACUCGAGGAAACGCUCGGCCGGGAAGUCGAGGAGGAUGUUUUCGUGGGAAGCGCUCUCGUGGACAUGUAUGCUAAGUGUGGUAGCAUGGCUCUCGCGAGGCAAGCUUUCGAGAGAAUGGCGAUCAAGGACGUGGUUUCUUGGACGACGCUGAUAAUGGGAUACUCGCAAGCACAGGAUGGUGAGCAAGCGCUCAAGCUCUUCGCGGCAAUGCGGCAGGAAGGAUUCACUCCCGACUCUAGGACAUACAUUGCUGCUCUAAACGCUUGCUCGAACCUCGCAGCUAUGGAGACCGGGACGAGAGUAUCUCUUUCAGAUCCUCCAGCUCUGCUCGUCAAGAAGAAUGCGCUGAGUAGAGGCCUGGAAAUCCACUCGCAGCUCGAGGAAGAUCACAAGAACUUGGAUACUUAUCUCGGGAACACGCUGGUGGACAUGUACGCAAAGUGUGGAUUCAUGCCUGGAUCCCAGCGAGCCUUUGAUAGAAUGCUCCAGCGGGACGUAGUUUCAUGGAGCGCUCUCAUACUCGGCUACGCACUAACCGAUCAAUCCUCGCGAGCUCUCGGACUCUUCGCGUUGAUGCAACAAGAACACCACGUCGAUCAGUGUCGUCCAAACUCGGCCACUUUCGUAGCAGCGCUCAAGGCUUGCGUCUCCUCGUCCAACUUGGAAAUAGGACAAUGUAUCCAUCGCCAAGUUCUCGAUUCCUCCGGAUCAUUGCUAGAACACCAGGUGGCAAACUCGCUCAUCGAUCUCUAUGGAAAGUGUGGAGCCAUGCACGAAGCCAAGCAAGUUUUCGACUCCAUGAAAACCAAGGAGGUGGUGGCUUGGAACGCUUUGAUUGCUGGAUUUACUCGCCAGGGUGACGCUCCAAGCGUUUUUGGGCUCUUGGAAUCCAUGAAAAGGGAGCGAAUCCAACCGAGCGGUGUAACUUUCCUCCACGCUCUUGGGGUGUGCUGCCAUGCCGGGCUUGUGGAGGAGGCGAGGGAGAUCUUCCAGAGCAUGAGCUGUGACUAUGGAAUGGAGGCGCGGAUGGAGCAUUACACUUGCAUGGUAGAUUUGCUGGGGAGAGGCAACCAUCUCGAGGAGGCGUUUGCGAUGGUGGCGGGCAUGCCUUUCCAGCCCGACGCAAAGGUGUGGAUGACGUUCUUGGGGAAUUGUCACAAGUGGGGCAAUGUGGAGUUUGCCAAGGUUGCUUUUGAUUCUCUCAAGGAGAUGGAGGAUGAGGACUGUGCUGCCUACAUUUUGAUGGCCAAUCUUUAUACUUCGAGUGCAUUGAAUUUUGAAACUUAAAAAAAGAGAGGAUUUAUUUAUCAAUAUACUGUUAAUAAUUAUUGCAUCUUUCAUUUUGCAAA
Molecule: messenger RNA, 4213 nt
Organism: Selaginella moellendorffii
Lineage: Eukaryota; Viridiplantae; Streptophyta; Lycopodiopsida; Selaginellales; Selaginellaceae
Product: pentatricopeptide repeat-containing protein At2g39620-like
Exons: 1
Coding region: 546-4151 (1201 amino acids)
Biological process (GO): RNA modification
Molecular function (GO): protein binding; RNA binding
Source: RefSeq, a predicted model, not a curated record